GCUGUGGCUCACUGAAGCGUACUACGCCGGAUGUCUUAAGAUAUCGCGAGACCUUCACCUCUAGUUUCUUACACAUCCUUUAGAAACUGGAAUUUAGCGAGAAUACAUCCUUUCAUACUGCCUCCUCCCUUGUUUUUCUGCCUCAGAGAGAUAGUCUGUCCUAAAUAUCCCAUGUAGCCCAGGCCACUGAAUUAAAACGGAGCGUAUUCGUUCUCUGCCCCACCCCGCAACUCCUGAAAGCGGCGCAACUCAAUUACUUGAUCCUUAUAUGCCCCACGCGGGACUCAUACUACGUUUCCCGUGAACACGUGCAGUCCAAGCCCCGCCCCUGAUAUUUAUCUCAGUGGACGGUGGCCGGAAAAGGACAAUGGUUUCCAUGUCAGCGGAUAAACGCUCUCCCCUCGGCUCCCGGACGCGACGGAGGUCGUAGUAGUAGUGAGUACGUGCUGAGGAGCAAAGGAGUAACCAAGAGAUCCAGUGACCGACGGAGCAAGAGCCAUGCCACACCGGGGCCUGGUGGCUGGGCCAGACUUGGAGUAUUUUCAGCGUCGCUAUUUCACGCCAGCGGAGGUGGCCCAACAUAACAGGCCCGAAGACCUCUGGGUAUCUUACCUGGGACGCGUGUACGACCUAACGUCAUUGGCACAGGAAUACAAGGGGAACCUGCUGCUGAAACCCAUCGUGGAAGUUGCAGGCCAGGAUAUCAGCCACUGGUUUGAUCCAAAGACCAGAGACAUCCGCAAGCACAUAGAUCCGCUGACCGGCUGCCUGAGGUACUGCACCCCGCGGGGCCGCUUUGUGCACGUUCCGCCUCAGCUGCCCUGUUCGGACUGGGCCAACGAUUUUGGGAAGCCCUGGUGGCAGGGGUCGUAUUAUGAGGUGGGGCGGCUGUCUGCCAAGACCCGGAGCAUCCGCAUCAUUAACACGCUCACGUCGCAGGAGCACACACUGGAGGUGGGGGUUCUGGAGUCCAUAUGGGAAAUCCUACAUCGCUAUCUCCCCUAUAACUCACAUGCUGCCAGCUACACGUGGAAAUAUGAAGGGAAGAACCUGAACAUGGAUUUUACCCUGGAAGAGAAUGGGAUCCGGGAUGAGGAGGAAGAAUUUGACUAUCUCAGUAUGGACGGUACACUUCACACACCUGCAAUACUUCUGUACUUCAAUGAUGAUCUCACGGAGUUGUAGGAAAGGAGAUGUACACUCGUGUAGACUCAAGACGUAUUUCGAGUUUGGCUUUUUCUGUGCCUUGAGGAAAAGUGGUGGGGCCGAGGGGUGCCUGGCCCUAGAUCUCCACUCCUCUCCAGGAGCUAGCCUGUGCCCUUCUGAAGUGUAAAGGCCCUAUUCCCUGCCUUCAUUACAGUUUGCUCUGAGAAAAUUAGUGAAUUAAUCUUUAGGAAUGAUACAAGAAGAUCAAGUACCUUGGUUUAGGGAGAUGUAGAAGAGGAUAGUCAGAGUUCACGCAGAACUCUUUGAUAGUUAAGAGAGAGUAGUUCUACAGGGGUGAGAGAUGGAAGGACUUUUUUGGCAAUGAUGGAAAUGAGAUGUCUGAAGGAAGAGGGGAUUUACAAAGAAAUAGGAAAUGUUUAUCAUUGACCAUACAAAGCUGGCUUAUCUUACUUGUAGAAGAGUGUUUGGCAGCUGAAACCCAAGGGAAGGGAAGGAAGUGCGUCAUUAUAGGCAAUUCAGGCUAGAUAUUAUACUAGGUACUUCAUAUACCCUCUUUUUUUUUUGCCCCCAACAAAGAGAAGGGGUCUUGCUCUGUCACCCAGUCUGGAGUGCAGUGGCAAAAUCAUGGCUCACUGCAGCCUGGAGCUCCUGGGCACAAGUGAUCCUCCCAUCUCUGCCUUGAGUAGCUGGGACUUCAGGUGCAUGCCACAAUGCCUAAUUUUUUAAUUUUUUGUAGACACAGGGUCUCGCUGUGUUGCCCAGGCUGGUUUCAACCUCCUGGCCUCAAGUGAUCCUCUUGCCUCAGCCUCCCAAAUAGCCUCUUCAAGACAACUACCCCAUAAGGUGGAUUACCAUUACUACUUUACAGAUAAGUCCUUUGAAACUUUGAAAAGUUUAAUAGCUCAAAGCCACACUAGGUAGUAACCACUAGAGCCAGAAUGCAAAUUCAAGUCUGCCCAACUCCAAAGUCCAUGUUCUCUCAAUAUAAAGGGACCAUCUCAAUGUCUAAUCUCAUGUUAACAUUUGUAGCCACUGCUCUCAGCAAGUAUUUGGGAUGUGGCUUUGUCCUAGGAUCCUUGCACAACAGGAAAUUGUGGUCCUAUUGUAUAGUUAGCAGUUAUUGUCUCUGGAAGGGAGUUUGCAGAGUUCUCCUGUGGCGAAGAGGAGGCAAGGAAGGCUAAGUGUCAGUUAAGCAAUAGCUAUUGGGGCUACUUCUUUGUUAAUCCCAUACCCCAGAUUUCUCUCCUGACCUUUUUGGGGCAAAGAGGUGGGUAUUUACUAACUUGAGGGAAAACUAGAGUGGGGAAAAGGCCGGCAAAUUAGUGACACUUUGGCGAGGGAGAAAAAGGAGGCAGUUUGCCACUUGGAGAAGAUGAGGAAGACAGGGUUGCAAGACGGUGACUCCAAAAGAGGCAGCUUGACAGGGGUAAUGUAAAGAGAGAUGCUAACUAAGUCAGAAAACUCUCCUGGUGACCAAAAGAGAACCGCUAUUGGGGGUAAUGGCUAGAUUUGGUCUCCUUUAACUUAAGGAGGGGAGAUUUGAGAAUGACAGACAGUUGAACUUCCUGGCAGCAGCAAGCAAAAAACAAAUCAGGAAGAGUUUAGUGUGUCUUCUGGCAGGGGGACACCAGGGCCCAGCACAGGAGAAGGUGGCCCCUGUGAGAUACUGGUGGGCUAUAUAGGCGUUUUCUGAGGGGCUUUGGGAGGCAUGAACAAAGGUGGAAACAUUGCUGUUGGCUUCAGCAGUAUCUGAAUUUACUGUGAGAUGGAGGGCUUAAAUCUAACCCCAUGGAAUGCAGGAGUCCAUGAAUUAUCUAAAUCGAUCAUUUUGAUCUUUAAUCAACUCUGCAAUUAUGUGUACCUUGUUUGCUCAAUUAAACGCUGAACUAUUUGAGAAUGAAAGCUAUGCUGUUCCUCUAGUGCAAGCCUCAGGGCCUGUCCUGUGCCUACAGGAUGUCCCCAUUCUGCCAAAACCUGUCCCUCUUCCAGAGACUCCUACUUCGAUGCCUCUUGCUAGAAACACAUCCCUUUCCUCACACAUCCAGUCACUCAUCAAGUGUAAUCUGUCUCCUAAAUAUCUCUGGAACCUAUCUUCUUUUCUCCAAGUUACCAUCACCUCUUGUCUAAACUGCUACAGAAACUUCCUAACCUGUUCUCCCAUUUCCACUUCUGACUUCCAUGCUGCAAUGAGAGUCAGCUAUGAAAAACAAACCUAAACAUCAAAUUUUCCUUAGCUUCUUCAGUGGCUUCCAACUGCUUUUGGAAUAAAGUCCUAAAUUCAAAGAUCUUGUAUAAAUCAGGCUCAUCUCGCAACACCCCUCUUUGUUCUCUAUGGCCCAGACACACUGGCUUUCAGUUCAUUACAUGUCUUGCCUCAGACCCUCACACACUGUCCUCUCUGCCUGCAACACUCUUCCUUUCACUUUCCACCUAGCUGAUCCUAAAUGUUCCUUCCUCAGGGAGGUCUUUUCUGAUUUCUUGGUGGGUCAGGACUUUCUGAUAAAUCAGUUAGCACCAUGCAUUUUCCAGAGUUUUUAUUACAAUUGUAAAAUUAUGGCUGUAAUAGGCUGGCUGCGCUGCUAGAUUGUAAGCUCACGAGGGCAGAGAUCUUGUUCACAUCUUGCUCACUGCUAUAUUCUCAUUGCUGAGCACACAGUUGCAGCUCAAUAAAUUUUGAAUGAACUCCAA
Messenger RNA from Gorilla gorilla gorilla (western lowland gorilla), 3855 nucleotides. RefSeq names its product cytochrome b5 domain containing 1 (gene CYB5D1). Gene Ontology annotation, biological process: cilium movement. The record is from RefSeq and is a predicted model, not a curated record. Bases 499 to 1185 code for a protein of 228 amino acids. Lineage: Eukaryota; Metazoa; Chordata; Mammalia; Primates; Hominidae. The transcript has 4 exons.